This is a messenger RNA of Drosophila mauritiana, 8854 nucleotides long. Its product is annotated as diacylglycerol kinase eta. Gene Ontology annotation, biological process: intracellular signal transduction; lipid phosphorylation; diacylglycerol metabolic process. The coding region runs from base 803 to 6616 and encodes 1937 amino acids. Gene Ontology annotation, molecular function: ATP-dependent diacylglycerol kinase activity; protein binding. The transcript is spliced from 14 exons. The record is from RefSeq and is a predicted model, not a curated record. NCBI's taxonomy places the organism in Eukaryota, Metazoa, Arthropoda, Insecta, Diptera, Drosophilidae.
CGGCUCCGGCAGUUCGCAUUCUGAGUGAGACUCUGAUUCAGAUUCGGUUCCAGUCUCAGUUCCGAGCAAACUUCGGCGGGGAGCAGAAGGAGCUGUGGAGCCCGAGCAGGACAUAAAAAUAGACACGAAGUACUGAAACAAAAACUCGAGGCGGCGAGCUAGUGUAGAAUUUUUUACAUAUAGAGUUACAACGGGAGGAAGCAGGAAGUGGCGGAUAAUUAAGGACAAAAACGCAAUUUCAAUUAUCGUUAGUGUAAUCUUGAAUGUGAAUUUAAAUGUGAACUGUGAGUGCACGGUAUUCGGCAAUUUUUGCUAGACACUUAGAUACUCUGGAUGCGGUGUACUUUUUCCCAUUGCAAAUUAGUUAGUGUAACCUAAUCAAAUAUAUAUAUAAUUAAAUAGAACGGUGUACACAUGUGUGUUGUGCAAGUAUUUUUGCUAAAUUUAUUAAAUUGAUGUUGAAUGUAAGCUUUUCGAACGCUCGUGCAAUUAUUGUAAUCUGAAUAAAGGAACUCUGACCGCUUUCAAAUGACAAAGGAUUAGAAAUCGGAGUCCUUUUUCCCAAAAACCGUAAGGGUGUAAGGCCAUUUGCCUUUGUCAGGGGGUGUGUCCAGAGCGGGGACUAGGGAGUCCUUUUACAUAAGCAUAAGGGCGAGCUGCAAAUGGGACAGCCACCUGCGGCUACACGUCGGCUACUCAACGCUGGAAUCCCUCGCUUUGUUCGCCGCUGAGUGCUGCGUGUCCUUGCAACGUGACAGUCCGAUUGUGUCCCGGAUAUGCAAAGAAGUCCCGCAUCCCGACAAUGGCCCACUUAAAACUGGACACCCUCCACGUGCAGCGAAGCCCUCGCGGCUCCCGCAGGAGCAGUCCGAGCAGCGGAAGAAGCAGUGCCUGUAGUUCCGGUAGCAUCUCCCCGGUGCCCAUCAUACCGAUCAUCUCCAUCAGCCACGAUGGCGACGAGUCCGAGUCGGAGUCGGAAAUCGAAACUGAGCCGGCGCGCCUCUUUCAGCGCCGCAUGUCCAUCAAGUGCACCAACAACCUGGCUGCCAUCAUCAAGGAGGGAUUCCUGCUGAAGCACACUUGGUCAUUUCAACGCUGGCGGCGUCGUUACUUUCGCCUCAAGCGGAAUAUGCUGUUCUACGCCAAGGAUGAAAAGUGCGAUGUUUUCGACGAUAUCGACCUAUCGGAUUUGUGUUACUUCGAGUGCGGCAUCAAGAACGUAAAUCAUAGUUUUCAGAUAAUCACACCCACUCGUUCGCUGGUGCUCUGCGCCGAGUCCCGCCGCGAAAUGGAGGAUUGGCUGGGCAGCCUAAAAACGGCGACGGCGCCGCAGAGGCCUCGUGGUGACAGCUUUCUUAUCGAGCAGCACGACAUCCUGUCCAACCACCACCACUGGUACGCCACCUCCCACGCCCGCCCCACCUACUGCAAUGUGUGCAGGGACGCCCUUUCCGGGGUCACCUCCCACGGACUCAGCUGCGAGGUGUGCAAGUGCAAGGUGCACAAGCGGUGUGCGGCCAAGUCGAUAGCCAACUGCAAGUGGACAACGCUAGCUAGUGUGGGCAAGGACAUCAUCGAGCAGGCGGACGGCAUCAUCAUGCCGCAUCAGUGGAUGGAGGGCAACCUGCCGGUGUCCUCCAUGUGUGCCGUCUGUAAAAAGACCUGCGGGUCCGUGCUAAGACUCCAGGAUUGGCGGUGCCUGUGGUGUCGGGCCACCGUCCAUGUGGCUUGUCGUCCCCAAAUGGCUGUGGCCUGUCCAAUCGGACCUGCCAAGUUGUCGGUGGUUCCUCCAACCAGCGUACAUUCCAUCAGCACCGAUGACGCCUGGGAUGUGGCCAGUCCCAAGGGCAACUUUUCGCCCCUGCUGGUCUUCGUGAACUCCAAGUCUGGAGACAAUCAAGGAGUGAAGUUCCUGCGGCGCUUCAAGCAGCUACUGAAUCCUGCACAAGUCUUUGAUCUAAUCUCUACUGGUCCGAGUCUUGGAUUACGGCUAUUCCGACACUUCGAGAUGUUCCGUAUUCUGGUCUGCUCCGGUGACGGAUCAGUAGGCUGGGUUCUUAGCGAGAUCGAUCGCUUUAACAUGCAUAAACAAUGUCAGGUGGCCGUGAUGCCUUUAGGGACGGGCAACGAUCUGGCCAGGGUUUUGGGUUGGGGCUCGAGCUGCGACGACGACACCCACCUGCCGCAGAUUCUAGAGCGGUACGAGUCGGCCAGCACCAAGAUGCUGGAUCGAUGGAGCAUCAUGGUCUUCGAAAAGGCUAUUCCUGUGCCCAAAACACCCAAGAUGUCCAUCAGCACUGAGCAGGAAGCGAUGCUCACUGGCAUGGUGACAUCGGCCAACCAUCACCUGCGCUUCAUAGUGGAAACCAAUGACACCCAGACCCUGAUCAGCUCCACGCGGAAUCUCUGCGACACCGUUGACGACCUGGUCUGCCGCAUCUCGGAACACCACAAGGAUGACGAACAGCUGGCCGUUAAGUGUGACAUUCUCAGGCAGAAACUUAACAUGCUGCUGGAUGCUCUGCAGGAGGAGGAAAUCGGUGCCCACAGUGGCGACGAUUUGAUAGCCACCAUCAGGAGUCUUAUUGCGAGAAGUAUUCCGGUGACGCCAGGAUCCAACGCCUACCUGCUCAAUCCAAACAUAUCAAUCGAAAAGACGGAAAAGGAUCAAAUUAAUACAAAGGAGCGCAGAAAUAGUCGAUCCCUUCGCUCUAGCGAGAAAGAGGCUCUCCAGUGUCGUGCCAAUAGCGUCAAGCGAGCCAUCUACAAUGUUGUGGAGCACUCGGAACCAGGACGUCCUAAACGCUACCAGCGAAAGUUGUCCAUUACACCGUUUGAGGCCCUAAAGCUACCUACAAACGCAUCCGGAGAAUCAACACCCUGCACCUCCCCUUUACCGAUAAUUCCACCCAUCAAUAUUAUCUCUCCCACCAUGGAAACCUCACGUCUCACCUGCAUUUCCCCUCUGCCUGAUACCCGACGAGAUUCCGUUGAUGAGAACUUCUUUAACAGCAUAAAUUUGCCGGCUCCGCGUCAAUUUGCGGAUAGUCGUAGGAGCUCUGGUGUGGAAGUGAUCCAGGAGAUCGAGGAGGGCGCCAAUGGGGAGACCGUGUACCGAAGAAGUCGCAUGUCCCUGACCGGUGGAGCUAAUAUCGAUGAUGCCGGUAAUCGUUUGUCACCCUGCAGCGACGGAGGCGAAAAUACGCCCACCGAGCGCAAAGUGGACUUCCUUAGGGUCCCGAUCCACACUGGCGAACAGAUAGUAGACCCCUUGUGCGAUUAUCGUCCACACGAGGUUUUUGAGCGUACCUACUACAUGACCCGGGAAAUGGACAAAGACAAGGAAAAGGACAAGGAGAAGGACAAACCCGUAGAGAUCGACAAGGAAAAGAAUACAUGUGUGGAGAAGGAGGGCAGCAUGCCCGCCGAGAAUCUGGUGCAUACAUGCAACCUUCAGGUACCCGGAGUUGUCGUUACCCCAAACCCCCAAAAUGUUUACUCAAGCGCCAGCAUUACAAUCAUUGACACCGAUGCACAGACCACUACCGAGCAAUCCUCUUCAGAUGAUCUGGGUGGCGAAGCCAGCGAUGUUCUGUCUGCCAUUAGCAAUGAAGAGUGCAGCGUGGCUUCUGAAAUAUUUGACAAGCAGGACGCAGGACAAACCGUGGGUGAUAUCAUUCAGAAUAUGGAUGCCAGCAACUUCACACACAUCGACUCACCAGAGACGAGCGAUGAAACGGAGGCCAUGCCUGGCGAGAGCAUCAUGGACGACAUAAGCUCGGUACUGGGUCACGAUAUAACCUAUGCCCUGCAGGACAACACGCUUACCGACGACACCACCACUCUCUGCUCUGAGCAUGUGGGACCACCGAAACCUCCUCGCAAGAAGUCAUUGAGCGCCCUAAGCCGCACCCAUGCUCAUCCGCGGCGGCGCAACUCGUCUCCACCGAGAAUUGCGCGAUUGGCGCGAAUGGACAGCGAUGAUAAUCCCCAGCAAUUCGGAUUUGAAAAUAUCGUUUUCGAGAUCGACAAUAGGUGUGACGACCAGAAGAUGCGGGAGCCACCGCGCUACUGCAGCCUGGCGCAGUUCGUGGAAGGUAACGAUAUAGCGCGUCAAAGCUUCAAGCAGCUUAUGCUAGAACAACAUCGAGGUGGAGACAACGAUAGCGAUUAUCCGGAGCACCAGCAAACUCCAACGAAUAAAGGGGCCAAUUCACUGGCCACCACCAGCGAGGACGAGCUGUCCACGCAGACGGCCAUCAAAAUAGAAAUACAAGACAUUGAUGCCACUGUGCGCAACCUCAACAGCAGCAUGAAGCCGAAUACGAUCUUGACCACGUCGACAUCGCCCACGAAGAAAUCGGGCCAUGGACAAGAUGUAAAGCGCAUUACUUUUGAUGAGUCGUGUAAGAAAGAAUCCUUUGAUGAUGUAAAUCCCAACUAUCCACAGAUAAGUGUUGUUGUGAGGCCGCCGACGCCGUUGCGCGGCGACUCCAUCAAGCCCACGGUAUCGCUCCUGCCGGUCUCCUCCGGCGGAGCCAUGGCCGUGUCCAUGACCUGCUCCGGAAUGCUGGGGGUGCGAGCCAUGAACGCCUCUGAGAUCAGGCGACACUCGAGCCACGCCCCCGGUCUGGCUGUCCGUGAGUUCGACAAGGACAAGGACCGCCGGCACUCCGGCUUCAAUCCCAACCAGCUGACACUCGAUCCGGAGCACGCCCGCUUCCUCAGCAGCUCGCCGGCGGCUAGUCGCAGGAUCAGCUGCGGCAGCCUCUUCAAGAAGAAAAACAAAAAGAUCGCCACCAAGCGCAGCUACGGAUUGUUCAGCGUUCGGUUCUUUGUGGUGGCCGAGCCAGAUUUUCGCCUGGCCACCCUGGCGCUGAUCAGGCCACUGAUUCCUCUGCCGAACGAAGCACUUCCGAAUCUGCAGACCCUAAAGGGGUCCAAGUCGAGCUUGUUUAUGGGGUCAACUUUAUUCGGUUUCGAUCACUUGGCUUCCGCAGAAAAGGACAAGGAGGAAAAAGGCGGCAAAGACAAAGAUAAGACGCCCACCGAGGAGACCAACCGAAAGUUGCCCAUCAUCAAUCCUCUAGUGCGACUGCCCAACUGGCCAAAUCUUGCUAAUGGUGGUGGCUUUAUAUCCAAAUGCCUUUUGGCCAAUGCCGAUACCCUCUGCGCCGCCGUCAGUCCCCUUAUGGACCCGGAUGAGACACUACUAGCCGGUUACCAUGAGAAGUGCGUGAUGAACAACUACUUUGGAAUCGGCAUCGAUGCCAAGAUCUCGCUGGACUUCCACAACAAGCGUGAGGAGCACCCCGAAAAGUGCCGAUCCCGAGCACGGAACUACAUGUGGUACGGGGUUUUGGGAUCCAAGCAGCUCCUGCAGAAGACCUGCAAGAAUCUGGAGCAGCGAGUACAGCUCGAGUGCGAUGGUCAGAGGAUUCCGCUGCCGGAAUUGCAGGGAAUUGUGAUACUGAACAUACCCAGCUUCAUGGGAGGCACCAAUUUCUGGGGCAGCAGCAAGAAGGAUGACAUAUUCCUGCCGCCCAGCUUCGAUGAUCGUGUGCUAGAAGUGGUGGCUGUCUUCGGAUCGGUGCAGAUGGCUGCCUCGCGUCUAAUUAAUCUACAACAUCAUCGGAUCGCCCAGUGCCAAAGCGUACAGAUCAAUAUCCUGGGAGACGAGGAGAUACCCAUUCAGGUGGACGGAGAAGCCUGGCUUCAGCCACCUGGAAUGAUUCGCAUUCUGCACAAGAACCGAGUGCAGAUGCUAUGCAGGAACAGAAGCUUGGAGCUCUCGCUGAAGAGCUGGCAGGAGAAGCAGCGCCAGCACAGCAUCUCUAUCCAAAGGGAUGCAUCUUCUACAGCUUCGGAGCAUGCCAACUCUACGGACGAGGUAAUCUCCGAACGCGAAUGCUACGUGCUCCUCAACUUUAUUGAAGCCGUCAGCUCGUUGGUGAAGUGGGUCAAGUUCCUGAUUAUCUCACAUCCGGCACUACAGCACGACCUAUACGAGGUGGCCUGCCGGGCCAGUGAAGCCCUGGAAUCGAUUCAUCCGCAGGGCAAACUACUCGAAGGUCCUUCGUUGCGCACCAAGUUGGUGGAGGUCAUCGACUCAUCGCGGCAGCUUUACGACGAUGCAUGCACCCUGCUGCGCGACCGAGGUCAUAGUUUGAUUCUCCGUGAGGAUUUGGAAACGAAGCUCAGCGCGGCGUUGGCCAACAUGGAAAUGGAACUGAAAAAGUGCUCCGUGCAGAAGUGCAUUGACGGCAAACUGAGGGCCUACUUUAAUGUUCUGGCGCCCAACGAAGAGUCCGAUGGCCGCCGCAAGUCUCGACCUUUCUGGGUGAGAUUGCGUUCCGGUUCGACCGCCGGUCAGCAGGCGUUUAAGCCACCUUUGACCAACACCCGCGAGGCGGCCAACAACUGGAGCGUCAACGAGGUGGUCACCUGGUUGGAAACGAUGCAGCUGUCGGAGUACGUGGACAGCUUCCUGAAGAACGACAUUCGCGGCAAGGAACUGCUUACCCUGGGCAGGCGUGACCUCAAGGAUCUUGGCGUGGUUAAGGUCGGACACGUCAAGCGUAUACUGCAGGCAAUAAAGGAUCUCAGCGAGAACUAAGCUUCCGUUGGGACUACUUAACGGCUAGUACAAACAAACCAGUCUUCGAAUCGCGCUCUUAGAGGUGAAGGGGUAGAAAAUUAAGUUGUACGCGAUCACAGGAAAAGUUAUGUUAUUAUGGGACAAAAUGCAUACAACAAUCACUAAUUUAUAGGCUAGCUUAGCUAACAUGCCGAAUGAUAGGGAAAUGCACUCAGCGAACUUGCAAGUAAAAUCAUUCGGUAAAACGACGAUAAUUCUAUCGAUACUCUUUACAUAUUUAGGCUUAGCUGACUUUCUCUCGAACAAAUUAUCUCGAUAUACCACUUUUGAUUGGCAUAGAUAUGUAAUUUUUUUAAGGCUACCAGCCACUUUAAAUCGAGACAAAACGAAAAGCACCUAAAAUUGAUUUUUGUUUUUCAAAUACGUAUGUCAAAUUUAAGAAAACACUAGCAGUUAAAACGAAUUUAAACGUAGUGGCACAUACGAGAACAAAAACGGUAACUGCAGUUAGAUUUUAAGUGUUUAACCUUCAACUUACGCUUAUAUUACCAAUUUUGAGAACCCGUUUGAGAUCUAUUCAAAACUGCAAGUAACUGAAACAUGAAAUCGAUUCUAAAUUUAAAAGCAAUUUAUAUUUUACAAAAAUGAAACAAUAAACGUGCAGACCCAAACCAAUCUAAAGGUUAUAGAAAUAAUACUUAUACAUAUACAUAUAACUACAAAGAGAUAUUCGAAACUAUAUUUAAAUGUUUCCCCCAUUAUUGUUAAAUCGAAAUGAUGCUAACAUUAUGUUAAUGCAAAUACGAGUCCAACUCUCGUUAUUGCAGCAAAGAAAAGUCUGUUAAACGUGUCAUUUUUGUGGUAACCAAAAGCAACUCUAACUUGUUUAUUUAAAUGAAUUUAGUUGUUAAGUCCGCGACGAUUUUCAAGAUAAGUUUAGGUUAGAUCCUUGGGGUCCUAGUGCCGGGUGCUGGGUCCCAACAAAUUUAUUUGGUACUAUAUACAAGCAUAUGGUAAAUCUUAGCUAGCAUUGGAACACGGAAUUAUGGUGUUCGGAACCUUUUUGGUACUCCUUUUAAUUGUUUACAUUUAAGAGAAUCCGCGUGAAACCCAACCACUUUUAUCAAAACGUUAAAGUGUUAGGAACGAAAUUGUGCUAAAUUUUUUAUACAUGUCAACUUUCGAUUUGAUCAAUUAAGUUACCCUCUAUCUCCCUGUCUAAAUAUGAACAUAUAAAUAUGUAUAGCUGCAUAUGAGUAGGUUUAGCAGUCCAAUGAUUUGAAAUGACCCAUCUUCAAAUGUUUGCUCAAGUUGCCUCCAGUUGAGUGAGUUUUUGAAAUGGCACAGCAGUAGCUGAGUUUAAUCUGAAACAAAUCACUUGAGCCACGUCUAUAAAUUAUAUUUUUUGAUAUAUAAGUAUAAUGAGCCCAGACCAACUCGAUUGAUUUGUUGUGAUCCUAUCACGAACUAACUUGUUUCCAAACAGCACCAGUAGCAAUCCUAUGAUUUCUAAGUAUUUUGACACAUAUUUGAUGAGCUAUGUACGCUUAUGUAUACUAGAUAUAAUAUACAAAGUAAGGAAAACGAUAAUUGGAAAACUUUUGCAUAAUAAAAAUCGAUAAAUACAAAGUUAAAAUUUGAAGACACAUUUUUUCGAAAAUUUUUCGACACAUGUAUUUUUGAGCAAACUUUAAAGAAAUUAAAAGCAAAAUUUAAAAAAAAACUCAUAACUUAUGUAACAAAAGUUAAACCGUGAUCGGCAACUCUCAUUCUCACGCAAAUGGUUUAUUUUCUUCGGUUUCUAGAUCAUCUCUAAUCAUUACCCCACAUUAAAUUUAUGUUAUUAUUUCAAAAAACUGUGAUAACAGCUUUCUAUAUUCCUGUAAUAAACAACUACAAAGAUCAGCAAAAUAAUAUUGAACGCGAUUCGUGAAGUGCAAUGAUAAAUCAACUGUAUAGUCUAAUAAAUAGUUCGUCUACAAUCAGAAGAUAGGUAAUGCCUAUGAAAACCAUUUACCAGCAAUAAAUGUUUUACAAUGUAUCUUAAUUAUGUGUAUUCAACUACCUUCUUCCCAAAUCCUAGAAAUAAAAACAAAUGUAAAAAACUGUCUGUGCGCAAUAUCCAGAUGAAACCAAAAAAUCGAUAAUACCGUUAAGUGAAAGCAAACCAUGAAGCAAACAAUAUUUCCUAUUAAAUAUAAUACAUCAAUUAUAAUAGAAGACAUUUUCUUGAAGAAAAACCUUAUAACAGCAAUA